Molecule: messenger RNA, 988 nt
Organism: Mercenaria mercenaria
Lineage: Eukaryota; Metazoa; Mollusca; Bivalvia; Venerida; Veneridae
Source: RefSeq, a predicted model, not a curated record
UGUGUUAGUGGAGAAUGCUACCACAGCAUUGAAUACUGUCAUACAGGGCAUACCUCUCAGGCAGGGUGACACUGUUUUCAUAUUUAACAUUACAUAUGGAGCAGUAAAGAAGAUGUUACACUGGAGGUGUGAGCAGACGGGCGCUCAGAUACAAGAGGUAGAGGUGGAUUUCCCCAUCACCGGCAAACAACAGCUGAUAGAUUAUGUAGAAGCCAACCUGAAGGAUGGUACAAGACUAGCAGUAUUCGAUCAUAUACCUAGCAAUACACCAUUCAUUAUGCCUCUCAAGGAAAUUAUACAUAUUUGUAAAUCUAGGAAUGUACCAGUAUUGAUAGAUGGAGCACAUGGUCUUGGUUCUCUCCCUUUGGAUAUUACCUCCCUUGAUCCAGACUACUACAUCACCAAUGCUCACAAAUGGUUCUGCUGUCCUAAAGGGACAGCACUCAUGUAUGUCAGGAAAGAGUUACAGACCUCGACUAGACCACUUAUUAUCUCUCAUGGAUUUGGAUCUGGGUUCAACUCAGAAUUUAUUUGGGCAGGUUUACAUGACUACAGUCCAUUUUUAGCAUUGCAUACAGUACUAGAUUUCUGGGAGACAGUUGGUCAGGACAAAAUUUACAGUUAUAUACAUGCCUUGAGUAGACAGGCAGGUAGAAUGUUGUGUGAAGGUUGGAAGACGGAUCUAGCAGCUCCAGAGGACAUGUUUGGGAGCAUGUGCCUGGUCAGGUUGCCAGAUGGUUUACAGAAAAUGUCUGCAAAUGUUGAUUAUUCUGCAGCAGAAACUGUACAAAAUUCUCUCUACCAUAAAUUUAAUAUUGAGGUUCCAGUGAAAUGUGUUCAACAAAGACUGUAUGUCAGAAUAUCUGCUCACAUUUACAAUGGAAUUUCGGAAUAUGAAGUACUGAGAGAUGCUGUACUGGACAUUGAAAAAUCUUACAAAGAAGGAACUUGAUUUUUUGAAUGGAUUAUUUAAAAAAAAUCCAAAUGA